Molecule: messenger RNA, 708 nt
Organism: Ambispora leptoticha
Lineage: Eukaryota; Fungi; Glomeromycota; Glomeromycetes; Archaeosporales; Ambisporaceae
Source: the annotation of a GenBank genome assembly
AUGUCUGAUGAACGAAUCGUCUUAAAUGUGGGUGGUAUCAAGUACGAAACAUUUAAAUCAACGCUCAUUUCUCAACCCAAUACCCUUCUGGGUCGCUUAUUCAAAGAAAACUCUAUAAAACCGAGCAAAGAGAAUGAAUACUUUUUCGAUCGUAAUGGCCGCGCGUUUCACUACGUUCUCGAAUACUAUCGUACGGGAAGUAUCCACAUUCCGCGCGAGAACGCCAAAGAAUACAUAACGGGUGGAAAAGGUGCCCCAUUGAGCAGUGAUAUUCUCGCGGAAUUCGAUUACUUUGAAAUAAUCCCGAAAGAUUUGUCACUACAAAAUCGAGCGUUGGCCAUUCGUGUCGAUGAGCUGAUUCAAAUGUUUAAGGAUAUUUAUUUCGAGAUGGCUGCGAGGAUGGUUUCUGAGUUCAAUGUUAGAUUUGAUAUCGAUGGAAGUUACUUUAUACCGUGUGAGGUGAAUAAAUUGGUUGGUUCAAGUGCAUAUGCCGUUCUCGAGCAGUUCUCAAAGGAUAUUGAGGCGCAUUUGAAUUCGUCAUUUCCUGGACUGACAUCAAAGUUCACCCAUCAUCCAAAUGGAUUCAAGUAUCCAGAUGACUUCACAGUGCCGCUUCCGCAUUUCAACGUGAGUAUCACGUUGAAUAAGGAUUUUUAUGAUUUCGAUGCUAUUCGUAAUACUUCCUGCCUGAGAUCUAGAGAUCCUUAG